This is a messenger RNA of Neomonachus schauinslandi (Hawaiian monk seal), 2949 nucleotides long. RefSeq names its product Rho GTPase activating protein 6 (gene ARHGAP6). The transcript is spliced from 19 exons. Gene Ontology annotation, molecular function: phospholipase binding; phospholipase activator activity. The coding region runs from base 1 to 2949 and encodes 982 amino acids. The record is from RefSeq and is a predicted model, not a curated record. Gene Ontology annotation, biological process: signal transduction. Lineage: Eukaryota; Metazoa; Chordata; Mammalia; Carnivora; Phocidae.
AUGUCCGCGCAGAGCCUGCUCCACAGUGUCUUCUCCUGCUCCUCGCCGGCCUCGGGUGGCGCGGCCUCGGCCAAGGGCUUCUCCAAGAGGAAGCUGCGCCAGACCCGCAGUUUGGACCCUGCCCUAAUCGGCGGCUGCGGGGGCGAGGCAGGCGUGGAGGGCAGCUCUCGAGGGGCCACCGGGGGCCGCCUCUGCUCCCCGCUGCCUCCGGCGGAGGGUCUCAGCCCCCGCUCGGCAUCCUCCCCUCGGGGCCCGCACCCCCGGGCCAACCGACUCCCGCCCCCUAGACCCCUCUGCUCAUCCUUCUCCACGCCUAGCACCCCGCAGGAGAAGUCGCCCUCUGGCAGCUUCCACUUUGACUAUGAGGUCCCCCUGGGUCGUGGCGGCCUCAAGAAGAGCAUGGCCUGGGACCUGCCUUCAGGCCUGGCUGGGCCUGGGGGGGGGGGCUCCUCCACUGUCUGUUUGUGUGGAGGGGGUCCUUCUGGCUUAUUUUGUAUGCCAAGAAGGUGGAUGAGAAGGAGAAAACACUCCACUCCUCCUGGGGACAGAGGUCAGCCGUGGGUGUGCUGGAAAUUAUCGGAGGGUGAUUUCACCUGGAACAGCAUGUCUGGCCGCAGCGUGCGGCUGAGAUCCGUCCCCAUCCAGAGUCUCUCAGAGCUGGAGCGAGCCCGGCUGCAGGAAGUGGCUUUUUAUCAGUUGCAGCAGGACUGUGACCUGAGCUGUCCCAUCACCAUUCCCAAAGAUGGACAGAAGAGAAAGAAAUCUUUGCGAAAGAAACUGGAUUCACUAGGAAAGGAGAAAAACAAAGACAGAGAAUUCAUCCCCCAGGCAUUUGGAAUGCCCUUAUCCCAAGUCAUUGCAAAUGACCGGGCCUAUAAACUCAAGCAGGACUCGCAGAGGGACGAGCAGAAGGAUGCGUCUGAUUUUGUGGCUUCCCUCCUCCCGUUUGGAAGUAAAAGACAAAACAAAGAACUCUCAAGCAGUAACUCAUCUCUCAGCUCCACCUCGGAAACGCCAAAUGAGUCAACGUCCCCGAACACCCCAGAACCGGCUCCUCGGGCCAGGAGGAGGGGCGCGAUGUCAGUGGAUUCUAUCACAGAUCUUGAUGACAAUCAGUCUCGACUGCUAGAAGCAUUACAACUCUCCUUGCCUGCUGAGGCUCAGAGUAAAAAAGAAAAAGCCAGAGAUAAGAAACUCAGUCUGAAUCCCAUUUACAGACAGGUCCCCAGGCUGGUGGACAGCUGCUGUCAGCAUCUAGAAAAACAUGGCCUCCAGACGGUGGGGAUAUUCCGAGUUGGAAGCUCAAAAAAGAGAGUGAGACAAUUACGUGAGGAAUUUGACCGUGGGGUCGAUGUCUCUCUGGAGGAAGAGCACAGCGUUCACGAUGUUGCUGCCUUGCUGAAGGAGUUCCUCAGGGACAUGCCGGACCCCCUUCUCACCAGGGAGCUGUACACAGCCUUCAUCAAUACUCUCUUGCUAGAACCAGAGGAACAACUGGGCACCUUGCAGCUCCUCAUCUACCUUCUACCUCCCUGUAACUGCGACACCCUCCACCGCCUCCUGCAGUUCCUCUCCAUGGUGGCCAGGCAUGCCAAUGACAACGUCAGCAAGGAUGGGCAAGAGGUCACUGGGAACAAAAUGACCUCUCUAAACUUGGCCACCAUAUUUGGACCCAACCUGCUGCACAAGCAGAAAUCGUCAGACAAAGAAUUCUCCGUCCAGAGCUCAGCCCGGGCCGAGGAAAGCACGGCCAUCAUUGCUGUGGUGCAGAAAAUGAUUGAAAAUUAUGAAGCCCUGUUCAUGGUUCCGCCCGAUCUCCAGAACGAAGUACUGAUCAGCCUGUUGGAGACCGAUCCCGAUGUGGUGGACUAUUUACUCAGAAGAAAGGCCUCCCAGUCCUCAAGCCCUGACAUGUUGCGAUCGGAAGUUUCCUUUUCUGUGGGAGGAAGGCACUCGUCCACCGACUCCAACAAGGCCUCCAGCGGAGACCUCUCCCCUUAUGACAACAACUCCCCAGUGCUGUCUGAGCGCUCCUUGCUGGCUAUGCAAGAGGACGCGGCCCCGGGGGGCUCGGAGAAGCUUUACAAAGGGCCGGAGCAGUAUGUGCUGGUGAGCCACUUGCCAUCGUCGAAAUCAAGGGAGAGUUCUCCUGGACCAAGGCUUGGCAAAGAUAUGUCAGAGGAGCCUUUCAAUAUCUGGGGAACUUGGCAUUCAACAUUAAAAAGUGGUUCCAAAGACCCAGGAAUGACAGGUUCCUAUGGAGACGUUUUUGAGAGCAGCUCCCUCCGACCGGGGCCAUGCUCCCUUUCUCAAGGGAACCUGUCCCCAAAUUGGCCCCGAUGGCAGGGGAGCCCCACAGAACUGGAAGGUGGCCCGCAGGUCAUUCGGAGGACUCAGACCACGGCCACCAUCGUGGAGUGCAGGGCCUGCCCUCCCGUGUCGCGCGUCUGCAGCACGCCCCACAUCCAGGGCGGCGGCAGAAGGUGUGAGCAGGCCACACCGAAGUCAGAGCAGUAUUUGACUCUGAGCAGCGCCGAAGACCUCACUGAGAGUGACCUCGAUGUGGUCUGGCUGCAGAGCAGAGCCAAGCCUUUGCACCAGAGACCUCGAGAGAGUGAGAAGCGUGACAAGAGGCCUCCGCCUCCGUAUCCUGGUCCCGGGAAGCAAGCUGUAGCGUCAUCCCACCAGCCAGCAGAGCCGCUCUUGUGGAGGCCUCAGAGGCCAGAAGAAGGUUCCAGAACAGCGUUGGAAGAGGGAAGCCAAACAGCCGAGCGAGAGCAGCAAGCCGCUGAGCAAAAACUGAGCAGCGCCUACUCCACUUCCGCCAGCGAUCAGAACAGUAAGACUUUGGGUGACCCCAACUGGCUGGAUUGGCAGAGAGAGCGGUGGCAGAUCUGGGAGCUCUUAUCGACCGACAACCCCGAUGCCCUCCCGGAAACGCUGGUAUGA